Molecule: messenger RNA, 616 nt
Organism: Harpia harpyja (harpy eagle)
Lineage: Eukaryota; Metazoa; Chordata; Aves; Accipitriformes; Accipitridae
Product: protein PIGBOS1-like
Exons: 1
Coding region: 1-165 (54 amino acids)
Source: RefSeq, a predicted model, not a curated record
AUGUGGGGGCGGCUGCCGCUGCCGCAGGUGGCGCUGGCCGUGGCGCUCGGCGUGGCCAGCGGGCUCUACAUCUACCGGCCCGUCUUCCAGCCGCCCGGCCCCCCGCAGCCCCCCGAGGGCACGGCGGGGCCGCCGGCGGACGCCGCGCCGGAGAAGAGGGCCUGAGGGAGUCGUGUGAGCCGCGCCGCUGCCUUGGCGCCGUUCCCCGGUACCGCCUCGUAGCCCGGCCCUCCGCGCCUCCCGUCAGAGGAAAUGGCGCCCAAGCCUGUCACGAAGUCGGAGCGUUCGUCGCCCCCCGGGGAACAUCCCUCCUGCGGCGUGUGCCAGCCGCGGCCAUCCCGAGCGGCCUCCUCUGCAGCCCGGCCCUGCUGCGAAGCCAUCAGCCGGCUGAAGAUGUAACUGCAUACGAGCGUGUUUGGUACCAGCCUGUAGGGACCUGAAUGUUGAAAUAUGUAUAAAAUUCUGAAUGUUUAAAGGUACGUCUUCACGUCUAAGUUUGAAUAACCACCAGGGAACUGGAAAAAGAAAGUUGCUGUCGUACGGUUACACUUUGUGGGGUUUUUUGGACUGCCUCUGGUCCGAUCCUCUGAGCGAUAAAUACCAUUUCUAUCUACUU